GUAAAUAAGGCGUUCGAGUGGCGCUGAAGAACACGAUGCCAUUGCCAUUGACAUUGCCGCGCGUCUCAAGUCUCCGCCUCCUCUUCCUCCCUUCAAAAUUCCCAUUUUUCCCGCACCCUCCUCUCUCCUUUCCCAAGUCGCCUUCUCUUUUCACCGUUCUCGCCUCCUCCCCGCCAAAACGCCGCCGUAGCAGCGGCAGCGCCCCCCCUCCUCUCAGUUUCAAGCGGAGAAACAAUUCUACUUUAAGAGAGACCCAGAAACCGGUGGCUAUGGAGGAGAUCGAGGCCGUGGCUGCUGGGUUUAACAAGCGAAGGGCUGAGGGCAAAGAUAAAACUGAUUUGCCCAAGAAGAACCUCCAGCUCAAAGUCAGGAGGCUGAAUCCUGCCAAUACGAUUUCAUAUUUGCAGAUAUUGGGCACUGGAAUGGACACUCAAGAUACGUCGCCUUCGGUCUUGCUUUUCUUUGACAAGCAGAGAUUUAUUUUUAAUGCUGGAGAGGGAUUGCAGAGAUUCUGCACGGAACAUAAGAUUAAGUUAUCAAAGAUAGAUCACAUAUUUCUUUCCCGCGUCUGUUCAGAGACUGCUGGUGGACUUCCUGGGUUGCUGCUGACUUUGGCUGGCAUUGGAGAAGUAGGGAUAUCUGUCAAUGUUUGGGGUCCUUCUGAUUUGAAGUACUUAGUUGAUGCUAUGAAGUCUUUCAUACCAAAUGCUGCCAUGGUUCACACACGGAGCUUUGGACCGGCACUUGGUUCUGACGUGGAUGCUGUCAAUGAGUUUAGUAAGUUUUAUGAUCCCAUUGUCCUUGUUGAUGAUGAGGUAGUCAAGAUAUCAGCCAUUUUAGUACGACCAAGUUUAAAUAGAGGGUUCCAGCCUUUCGCCGARAAUAACAUGGGCCAAUCGAUAAGGAGUCUUGAAGAGAGAACAAACCAUGGUUCUGAAGCUAUAAGUCCAACAACCAAAACUUUAUCUACAGUAAAGCCAGGUGACAUGUCUGUAGUAUAUGUAUGCGAACUUCCUGAGAUAAAGGGGAAGUUUGAUCCAUCCAAAGCAGCUGCUUUUGGUCUCAAACCCGGGCCAAAAUAUCGUGAGUUACAACUUGGAAAUUCAGUGAUGUCAGAUCGCCAAAAUAUCAUGGUUCAUCCAAGUGAUGUCCUUGGCCCCUCAGUUCCUGGUCCAGUUGUGUUACUUGUUGAUUGCCCGACAGAAUCUCAUUUGUCAGAAUUAAUGUCUUUACAAUCUCUGAGAGCUUAUUAUGAAGACUUCACAAGCGACGAGACCGAAACCAGUAUGGUGGUGACAUGUGUUAUUCAUCUAAGUCCUGCUUCCAUCCUUGGAGAUCCUAAUUACCAGAAAUGGAUGAAGAGAUUUGGGUCAGCCCAACAUAUCAUGGCGGGCCAUGAGAGGAAGAAUGUUGCAAUUCCAAUUCUUAAAUCCAGUGCCAGAAUUGCUGCAAGGCUUAAUCACUUGUGUCCUCAAUUAUUUCCAGCCCCUGGCUUUUGGUCCCAUCAGCAGCUCACUUUCCCAGGAUCAGAUUCUUAUGCUUCAACUGAGCUCCAAGUUUCAAAUCAUUGCAAAAGCACAUUAGCUGAAAAUCUUCUAAAGUUUACUUUGCGUCCUUAUGCACAUCUUGGACUGGAUCGAACUAGCAUUCCAAGUCAGGUAUCUUUGUCAGAAAUUAUCAAUGAGCUGCACUCUGAGAUACCGGAAAUUUUGGAUGCUGUUCAGCACGUUGGUCAGCUUUGGCAUGGUUCUGGUGGAAAUGAUGAGAAAACUCCUGUUGAAGAUACUAAUGCCAUUGUUGAAGAGCCAUGGUUCGAUGAGAAUAAUGUUCCAAGUUGUCUGGAAAAUAUCAGGAGAGAUGACUUGGAAAUUGUUCUUCUCGGUACGGGGUCGUCCCAGCCAUCCAAGUACAGAAAUGUCAGUUCUAUUUACAUUAAUCUUUUCUCAAAAGGAAGUAUGCUCUUAGAUUGUGGCGAAGGAACCUUGGGUCAGCUUAAAAGAAGAUAUGGAGUCGAGGGUGCUGAUGCAGCUGUGAGGAGCCUAAGAUGUAUUUGGAUUUCUCACAUCCAUGCAGAUCAUCACACAGGUCUAGCCAGAAUACUAGCUUUACGGCGUGACCUGUUACGGGAAGUUCCACAUGAACCUGUACUAGUAAUCGGGCCGAGGCAGCUUAAGAGAUAUUUGGAUGCAUACCAAAGAUUAGAAGAUUUAGAUAUGCAGUUCCUUGAUUGUAAGCACACAACACAAGCUUCAUUGAACGCUUUUCAGGAUGUUACUGCAAAUAAGGAUAACUUUCCUUUGCAAAGUCCAGUCGGUUCCACGGAUGGAAACAACUCGCAGACGGAUGGAGGAAUAGGACAGAAAAUCGCCUCUAGUUUAUUCGUGAAAGGGUCUCGUAUGCAGAGCUAUUGGAAGGGUCCUAGUAGUCCAGUUGAUUUAAGUGCAGCCAUGCCACUUCUAAAAUGCUUGAAUGAAGUUUUGAGUGAAGCUGGUUUGGAAGCUUUAAUAAGCUUCCCAGUUGUGCAUUGUCCACAGGCUUAUGGGGUAGUCUUAAAGGCUGCAGAAAGGGUUAAUUUAGAUGGAAAAGUGAUACCUGGAUGGAAGAUUGUUUACUCAGGCGACACUCGGCCCUGUCCUGAACUGAUGGAAGCAUCUCGUGGUGCAACGCUUCUUAUACAUGAGGCAACUUUUGAGGAUAGCUUGGUGGAUGAGGCGAUAGCAAAAAACCACAGCACAACCACAGAAGCUAUAGACAUAGGGAACUCGGCUGGAGCGUAUCGAAUCAUCCUUACGCACUUCAGCCAAAGAUACCCGAAAAUUCCUGUGGUCGAGGAGAGGCACAUGCACAAGACUUGCAUUGCAUUUGACUUGAUGAGUGUUAAUGUGGCAGAUUUGUUAGUACUUCCUAAGGUUCUUCCAUACUUGAAACUCCUUUUCAGAAAUGAGAUGAUAGCAGACGAGUCAGAUGAUGUUGUUACUGUUGAGUCUUAGACAGUCGAGAGGAAAUGUUUUGUUUCUAAUGUAGCAGAGGCCUAAUUCAUUCUUUUGAUGAUCAAUAUUUACUUGUAAUUUAAGUGACUGUUAGCCAAAUACAACCACUGGCAUAUCAUA
Messenger RNA from Momordica charantia (bitter melon), 3110 nucleotides. NCBI's taxonomy places the organism in Eukaryota, Viridiplantae, Streptophyta, Magnoliopsida, Cucurbitales, Cucurbitaceae. The record is from RefSeq and is a predicted model, not a curated record.